Molecule: messenger RNA, 2606 nt
Organism: Theobroma cacao (cacao)
Lineage: Eukaryota; Viridiplantae; Streptophyta; Magnoliopsida; Malvales; Malvaceae
Product: putative pentatricopeptide repeat-containing protein At3g01580
Biological process (GO): RNA modification
Cellular component (GO): intracellular membrane-bounded organelle
Molecular function (GO): RNA binding; protein binding
Source: RefSeq, a predicted model, not a curated record
GAUCGUUUAUGGUAUUUAUGUUUUACUCGUCUCCUAAUGCACAGGCAGAAGCUAUUCGCAGAAAUUACCCAUAGAACUAGAAACUCUCCUACGAGAAUCUCCGUAGCUUUGUCUCGCUACUCCACUUUAUGCUAUAGAAAUCCAAAUCACGACGACCCAGUCGAUCCUUAUGCUGAUAAAGAUCAUGUAAUAUCAUGGACAUCCGUGUUAUCCAAGUUGGUAAGGCAAGGCCAGCCAGAGGAAGCCAUUGGCUUGUUCAAGACAAUGUUAAUGAGUAAUCAAAGGCCAAAUUAUGUUACAAUUUUAAGCUUAGUAAAAGCCUUUGAUACUUUAGAUUGGGAGGCAUUGAGAAUGAUGGUUCAUGGGUUGGUGAUCAAAAUGGGGUUUGAAUCAGAACCCUCAGUUUUAACUGCUCUUAUUGGGUCUUAUUCCGUUUAUGGUAUGGGAAUUUGUUGGAGUUUGUUUAAUCAAAUACCCAAUAAAGAUGUUGUUUUACGGAGUGCUAUGGUUUCUGCAUGUGUUAAGAAUGGGGACUAUGUGGAGGCUCUUGAGUUGUUUAGAAGAAUGCAGUUUCUUGGGUUGAAAGCUAAUCAUGUAAGUAUUGUCAGCAUCUUGCCUGCUUGUGCUAAUCUUGGCGCUCUUCAGCUAGGUAGAGAAAUACAUGGUUUUAUUAUAAGAAGAAUGAUUUGUUAUGUCAAUACUGUUCAGAAUUCAUUGGUUGAUAUGUAUGCAAAAUGUAGGAGUCUUCAGACAGCGAUCCGUGUUUUUAAUGGGAUGUUGAAGAAGGACUUGGUUUCUUGGAGGACUUUGAUCCGUGGUUAUGUUGAGAAUGAAUGUGGAAUAAAAGCAUUGGAUGCUUUUUCAAAGAUGCAGCGGUUGUCUUUCUUCGCUCUGGAUGAAUUUGUUGUCCGGGAUAUGAUUAUGGCAGUGCUACAAUCUGGAGAGAGUAAAAUUGGAUCAGCAUUUCAUUGCUACAUUCUGAAAGCCGGGUUCUUGGCUUUUGUUUCCAUUGCAACUGCACUGUUGCAGAUGUAUGCUAAGUUUAGCAUGGUGGCUUCAGCUAGGAAUGUAUUUGAUCACAUCAGUAAUAAAGAUGUCAUUGCUUGGAAUGCGAUGAUCUCAGCUUAUGCUCAAACCGGGCUGCCUUUUAAUGCCAUCAAUACAUUUAGACAGAUGUUAUUGAUGAAUGAGAAACCUAGUGAGUUCUCUUUAGUUAGUCUAUUACAAAUCUGUUCUCUGAUGGCAUCUCAAGAAGUAUCUGAUAAAGUUGGUGAAACCAUCCAUGCUUUUGUGGCAAAAGUUGGUUACUCGAGGAAUGUGUAUUUGUCCUCAGCUUUGAUAGAUUUCUACUGCAGAUUUGGAAGGGUUAAGCAAGGAAAGGCUCUUUUUGAUGAAGUUCCUACCAAAGAUCUUAUUUGUUGGAGUUCAAUGAUUAAUGGGUAUGUACUGAAUGGUUAUGGAAUUGAGGCUCUUGAGACAUUUGCAAACAUGUUGGAUUGUGGGAUAAAGCCCAAUGACAUUAUUUUUCUUUCUGUUUUAUCUGCUUGUAGUCACUGUGGGCUUAAAAAUGAGGGUUGGAACUGGUUUUAUUCUAUGAAAGAGAAGUAUGGAAUUACUCCAAAACUUGCACAUUAUGCAUGUAUGGUGGAUUUGCUCAGUCGCCAGGGUCAUAUUGAACAAGCUCUACACUUUGUGAAGAAAAUGCCAAUGGAGCCAGAUAAGAGAAUCUGGGGCGCUCUUCUUGCUGGUUGUAGAGUCUCGCCUGGUCCAAUUAAGAUUGUAGAGUUUGUUGUUGAACGGCUUUCCACCUUGGACCCACAAAAUAGUACUCAUUAUUACAUGAUUUUGUCUGACCUAUAUGCUGAGGAGGGUAGAGGGGAAGAUGCCAAGAGGCUGAGAAGAUUGGUCGAUGAGAAUGCCUAGAGGGGAAAAGAAAAGUUGGAUACCACAGUAACAAUUUCAAACAUGAAAGAAGGAAUACUUGAAGUUCUUCUUGUAAAUGCUGAAGACAUUAGGCACACUAAUCUUAUUGGAACACCAGCCUACUAUGUUAUAUUACAAUGUGGAACUCAAGAAUACAGGAGCAAAGUGUCACCAGGUAAACAUGAAAAAGUAUUGUGGAAUGAGAAAUUCAAGUUCGAAUUUCCACAAUCCGAAUGGGAAAACUUGACUCAUAUUACCUUUAGAAUCAUGGACAAGGAAUUCUUCACAGACAAUGGAUUUGUUGGUAAAACCAUAAUUCACCUUGGUGGAAUAAUUGCUGAGGGGACAGACAGAGAAUUUAUUGAACUGAGACCAGCUCCUUACAAUGUAGUGCUUGAAGAUGACACUUACAAAGGACAGAUAAAGAUUGGGUUUAAAUUCAUUGCUCAUAAAGAGAUGCAAGAAUUUGCUCUGCUGCCUAAUGAACCUAGACGAUCAUUUUGUAGCUCCAUUAGGAAUCUAUGGAAAUUUCCAUGGUGGAAAUUUUUAUUUCUUUAUGUACAGAGGAAAUCCAAAAAUGAGCACAAGGAUAAUUAAGAGGAAUACAAGUGAUUGGUAUGUGGUUUGAUGUAAGAAUGUGAACCAUGGUCUGAAAAUCUAUGAUAAUAUGAUCAGAUUUUACA